Molecule: messenger RNA, 800 nt
Organism: Theobroma umbraticum
Lineage: Eukaryota; Viridiplantae; Streptophyta; Magnoliopsida; Malvales; Malvaceae
Product: heavy metal-associated isoprenylated plant protein 39-like
Molecular function (GO): metal ion binding
Source: RefSeq, a predicted model, not a curated record
CUGGGCCAACGAUAAAUUCUGAAGCCUCAGCUUCUUACCAUCAAAGGUGUUCAGAGUUCUUUGGCUUUCUAUUCCUCCUUUCACCACCUUGUUGCUAUCCUCCUUUUCUUGUUUUUAUUCUCAAGUUUGCUACGCAAGUAUUCUCAAAGCUUGAAAUGAAGAAAGUUGUGUUGAAAUUGGAUUUACACGACAGCAAGUACAAAUCCAAAGCCAUGAAGACAGCUUCUGGCCUUUCAGGGGUUGAUUCAGUUUCACUGGACAUGAAGGACCAAAAAUUGACAGUGAUAGGAGACAUUGAUCCAGUGGUCGUAGUGACGAAACUGAGGAAGCUGUGUCACACAGAUAUAGUUUCGGUUGGACCAGCAAAAGAGCCAGAGAAGAAGAAAGAAGAGCCCAAGAAAGAGGAGCCAAAGAAGCCAGCAGAAACUAAGAAAGAUCCCCCAAAAGAACAUAUGCUUUACCCCUAUGUAUAUCACCCUGCAAUGCCCGCAUAUUAUCCUCCAGUGCCUGACUAUUACCCUUAUGGUACUAAAAUCGUUGAGGAAAAUCCAGCUGCUUGCAUUAUCUGCUAAUUUUUUUGUCCUUUUAGAUAUGAAGAUUUAUAUACUAGUGCUUAAAUAAGAAGAAGAAGAGAAGCAUCUUUGGAUUAGUUUUGUUUUCAAUUUCGUUUUGUACAGAGUGGUGGCCUGCUGGGUUAAUUAUUUUAGCUUGAAACUUUGCUGUGAAUUAAUUGGGAAUUUAUCAAACAUUUUGUCUACAUAUAUAUAUUUUUUGAAGUAAUGGAUUCUAUAUUCCUAUUA